Mugil cephalus (flathead mullet) is the source of this 3912-nucleotide messenger RNA. RefSeq names its product poly (ADP-ribose) polymerase 1 (gene parp1). The transcript has 23 exons. The record is from RefSeq and is a predicted model, not a curated record. Gene Ontology annotation, molecular function: NAD+ poly-ADP-ribosyltransferase activity; DNA binding; NAD binding. The coding region runs from base 129 to 3173 and encodes 1014 amino acids. Gene Ontology annotation, cellular component: nucleus. NCBI's taxonomy places the organism in Eukaryota, Metazoa, Chordata, Actinopteri, Mugiliformes, Mugilidae.
CGCUUCUCUCGCCUCUGUGGGACGCGUGCUCCGCUGCUCUGCCUGUGAUUGUUGUGGCUCCUUGUCACACGGAGAAAGUUCCCGUCGCAGUCAAGUCAUUGUGCUUUGUGUUCAUUUUAAAAAAGACCAUGGCCGACGCCCAGGAGGACAAGCUAUACAAGGCGGAAUACGCCAAAAGCGGCCGCGCAUCGUGUAAAAAAUGCAAAGAGAACAUCGCCAAAGACUCGCUGAGGAUGGCCAUCAUGGUGCAGUCACCCAUGUUCGACGGGAAAGUCCCCCACUGGCACCACUUCUCCUGCUUCUGGCUGCGCGCGGCGGCCCAGUCCACGGGCGACAUCGCCGGGUACUCGGAACUCCGCUGGGAGGACCAGGAAAAGGUCAAGAAGGCCAUCGAAACCGGUGGAGCCGCAGGAGGUAAGGGCGACCAGAAGAGCGGAGCUAAAGGAGCGAAGGCGCUGAACGACUUUGCGGUGGAAUACGCCAAGUCGAACCGCAGCACGUGCAAAGGCUGCGAGCAGAAAAUAGAAAAGGAUCAGAUCCGCGUGUCCAAGAAAACCGUGGACCCCGAGAAGCCCCAGCUGGGUCUGAUCGACCGCUGGUACCACACGGCGUGCUUCGUGAGCCGCAGGGAGGAGCUGGUCUUCAAGCCCGAGUACAACGCCGCGCAGCUGAAGGGCUUCAACGCGCUGCGGGCAGAAGACAAGGAGGAGCUCAAGAAGAGGCUCCCGACUGUCAAAUCUGAAGGAAAGCGUAAAUCUGACGAGGUGGACGGAGCAGCGAAGAAGCAGAAGAAAGAGGAAGAGGAUGAGAAGAAAAAGCUCGAGGAGCAGCUGAAGAGUCAAAGCCAGCUCAUUUGGGGGAUCAAAGACAAGCUGAAGAAACAUUGUUCAACCAACGAUAUGAAGGAGCUGCUGAUUGCAAAUGGCCAAGAAGUUCCAUCUGGAGAGUCCAACGUGGUCGACUGCCUGGCCGACGGCAUGGCCUUCGGUGCCCUCGAGCUCUGUAAGGAGUGCAAGGGCCAGCUGGUGUUUAAGGGUGACGCUUAUUACUGUAAAGGCGACAUUUCAGCCUGGACCAACUGUGUGUUCAAAACCACAACGCCCGUACGCAAAGACUGGGUCACCCCCAAGGAAUUCCACAAAGUCCCUUUUCUGAAAAAAUUCAAGUUCAAGCGGCAGGACAGGGUUUACCCCAAAGAGGCUCCCACACAAAUCCAGAAGACGGUCAAGUCUGAACCCAGGGCGAGUGCAUCCAGUGCAAUGACGGAGCAGCUGCCAGAGGGGGCGCCUUCAGACAAACCUCUCACUGGUAUGAAAAUUUUGGCCGUGGGAAAGCUGUCCAAGAACAAAGACGACCUGAAGGUUGCCGUCGAGGAGAUGGGUGGAAAGAUCACCGGCACCGCCAACAAGGCCUCCCUCUGCGUCAGCAGCAAGAAGGAGGUGGAGAAGCUGAGCAAGAAGAUGGAGGAAGUACGGGACGCCGGCGUGCGCGUGGUCUCUGAGGAUUUCCUCACGGACGUUAAGUCGUCAGGCAAAGCCGUCCAGGAACUCGUCUCGGUGCACGCCAUCUCACCCUGGGGCGCUGAGGUUAAGGUCGAAGCUCCUGCUCCGGCUGUGGCCUCCAAGUCUGGAGCCCUGGCAUCCAAGAGCACAGGGAGGGUGAAGGAGGAGGAAGGCGGCAGCAAAGCAAAGAAAAUGAAACUGACGGUUAAAGGUGGAGCUGCUGUGGAUCCAGACUCAGGUUUGGAGAACAGCGCUCACGUCCUGGAGCAGAAAGGGAAGAUGUACAGUGCAACCCUGGGCCUCGUUGACAUUGUCAGAGGAACCAAUUCCUACUAUAAACUGCAGCUGCUGGAGGAUGACGUACAGAAACGGUACUGGGUGUUCAGGUCAUGGGGCAGAGUGGGCACCACCAUCGGAGGCAACAAGCUGGACAAGUUCCACACCAAGGACUCUGCCCUGGAUAAUUUCCUGGGUCUGUACAAGGAGAAGACGGGCAACGAGUGGGGCUGCUCCAACUUCACCAAACAUCCCAAUAAGUUCUACCCGCUGGAGAUCGACUACGGACAGGAUGAGGAGGCAGUGAAGAGGCUGACAGCUACCGCUGGAGCGAAGUCGAAACUGGCCAAACCUGUACAGGAACUUAUCAAGAUGAUCUUUGAUGUAGAGAGCAUGAAGAAAGCCAUGGUGGAGUUUGAGAUCGACCUCCAGAAGAUGCCUCUCGGCAAGCUGAGUAAGAGACAGAUCCAGAGCGCUUAUGCUCUCCUCACUGAAGUACAGCAGGCUGUUUCAGAUUCUGUCCCCGAGGCUCAGAUACUGGAUCUCUCCAAUCGCUUCUACACCCUAAUACCUCACGACUUCGGCAUGAAGAAACCUCCACUACUCAACACCCUGGACUACAUUCAAGCCAAAGUUCAGAUGUUGGACAACCUGUUGGACAUCGAAGUGGCGUACAGUUUGCUGAGGGGAGGGGCCCAGGACAACGAGAACGACCCCAUCGACAUCAACUACGAGAAACUCAAAACCAGGAUUGAGGUUGUCGACAAGAGCACGCAUGAGGCCGAGGUCAUUAAGCAGUAUGUUAAGAAUACCCACGCUGCUACACACAACGCCUACACGCUGGAAGUCCAAGAAAUCUUCAAAAUCGUCCGAGAGGGCGAGCACCAACGGUACCGUCCCUUUGAGGAGCUACACAACCGUCAGCUGUUGUGGCACGGUUCCCGCGCCACCAACUACGCUGGUAUUCUGUCUCAGGGUCUCCGUAUCGCCCCGCCAGAGGCCCCGGUGACUGGUUAUAUGUUCGGCAAAGGUGUGUACUUUGCUGACAUGGUGUCAAAGAGCGCAAACUACUGUCACACCUCCCAGUCAGACCCCGUCGGUCUCAUACUGCUGGCCGAGGUUGCCCUGGGCAACAUGCACGAGCUGAAGAAAGCCUCUCACAUUACUAAACUACCAAAGGGCAAGCACAGUGUUAAAGGUUUGGGUAAAACUGCUCCUGAUCCAGGUGCUACUGUCACUUUGGACGGGGUCCAAGUACCUCUGGGAAAAGGAACCAACACGAACAUUGAUGACACAAGUCUACUGUACAACGAAUACAUCGUGUAUGACGUGGCGCAGAUAAACAUGAAGUAUCUCCUGAAGAUCAAGUUCAACUACCAGACAUCCCUGUGGUGAGAAGAGGGGCCGCCUCCGAACCCGCCCUUGCGUGAAAAUAGACCACUGUUGCCUCCAAAUGCCCCGGGCUUCAUUCUCUGCAACCGUAAGAUGUUUGGCAAAGGAGGGAUGCUACACCAUGCUUGACACUGGUCGUUUGAAAUCUCUUGUCACUUUAUUGCUAUUGCAUCAGGUUUGUUAGCAGCCACCCUUCCGUAGUAAUACUUUAGGUACUUAAAUGCCUACGUCUGACUCAUUCGUAAGUCUCAGUACAGUAGUUGAAGCACGUCACUAUGGUUCAUAGAAAGGUCCAGUGAAAGAUUUCAGGAAAUAUUGGUAGUUCUCUGUCUCACCUCUUUAUAUUGAAAGAGCUCGUCAGUCAGGACUGGUUAUUCUUUAAUAAACGUGUAGUUACCAAGGAAAAUUUAGAGAAGGUUGAGAUGAGAACAGGGACUUUACAGACAUAAACAGACCAGUGUUUAUUUUGACGGUUAAAUAGCCACUUAGAUUCACAUUUUGUAGACCGUUGGUUAAGAAGAUACUGUACAAGAUACUGACAUGUGUGUAUAUAUAUAUUUGUUUUGUUCUGUUUCCGUCUCAAACUGUCUUCCUUCUUGAAAAUAAUUACAAAAACAAAAAAACAUGGUAAGUGUUUCUGCAACGGAUUCUCUAACUGCCAUGCUCUGUGUUAAAACUUUUCUUAGUCUUUUUUCUUGCUUACCUCAAACAAAAUAAAACAUGGGCAAACAGAAAAAUCGAA